UCACAAUCGAAAGCAAUCAACAAACGCGUGCUAUCAAGCAAUAUCAUACAAGGACGGGGGAAGAUUGAAGCCAGCAGACACUUAGCCUCUCAACAAACAUCCCACAGAUUGCCUUCCUCUUUUCAUUGAGUCCUUCCACCCAGCCCAAAAAUCUCAAACCACACACCACCACAAUGUCAACAACACCAAUUCCCAAAAACCGAUCCUCCAGCCCAACAGUCUUCGAACAGCAGCGGGCAGAGUUAGUUAGAGAGAUUGCAGUGGGCAUGGAACAAGUCCUCCAAAACAUCAACCGGCUGAACCGGAACCUGGAGAGUAUUAUUUCCGUGGGAAAUGAAUUCGGCUCUGUGGAAGCGCUCUGGUCCCAGUUUGAGAACUUUAUGGGCAGCAGGCCUGGGGAGGAGCAGAAGGGGGGUGGUGGUGGUGCUGGCGGUGCCGGCGGUGGGGGUGGAGGCAGGCAGCAUCAGGAUGAUGAUGAGGAGGGGAGUCAGCUUCACGAGGAGGAUCAUCGGUGAUAGGUGAGGAUAAUUGGGUCUAUGGUUUGGUUUGAAGUUCUGGUUGUUUAUGUGGGUAUGGAUUAGAUUGGUUGAUUGGUGUGGCGUAUGGUAGAGGAGUUGUUCUUUGUUUUUACUUGUACUGUUGUAUUGUUUAUUUCGUUUUUCCUAUUUUUGCUUUACUCUGUUUGCUCUUGGAAAUAUCGGGAUACGGAUACCAUAUGGGGGCAAUAACAGAGUUUAUGAGUUUGACAACAACACAGUUUCAACAAUUCAAGU
Molecule: messenger RNA, 773 nt
Organism: Aspergillus eucalypticola CBS 122712
Lineage: Eukaryota; Fungi; Ascomycota; Eurotiomycetes; Eurotiales; Aspergillaceae
Product: DASH complex subunit DAD1
Exons: 3
Coding region: 174-515 (113 amino acids)
Cellular component (GO): DASH complex; spindle microtubule; mitotic spindle pole body
Source: RefSeq, a predicted model, not a curated record